Cylicocyclus nassatus is the source of this 247-nucleotide messenger RNA. The record is from the annotation of a GenBank genome assembly. NCBI's taxonomy places the organism in Eukaryota, Metazoa, Nematoda, Chromadorea, Rhabditida, Strongylidae.
AGAGCACACUCAUAUUGCUGAAAACAACUAUGAACUUCCUGUUUUUCGUUUUCUUCCUGGGAGCUUGUUUCUUAGGGCUAACGAAUGCUGGAGACCUCACGCCAGAAGAAAAACAACUCCUCGACGGAUGUAUGAAGAAUUGCAAAGAUAACAAAGAUACAUGCUACACGAAGUGUUUCUGCGAGGUAUUUCAUCAGUGCGACUGAAUGAAACGAGCACUUUUCCUCAUUGCCUGUUUCUUCUUGUG